Argentina anserina (silverweed cinquefoil) is the source of this 1072-nucleotide messenger RNA. Its product is annotated as protein TONNEAU 1a-like. The record is from RefSeq and is a predicted model, not a curated record. The coding region runs from base 70 to 792 and encodes 240 amino acids. NCBI's taxonomy places the organism in Eukaryota, Viridiplantae, Streptophyta, Magnoliopsida, Rosales, Rosaceae. Gene Ontology annotation, molecular function: protein binding. The transcript is spliced from 8 exons.
UCUUCUUAUAGAGCUAGUGAGAGAAGAGCUCUCUCUCUCUCUCUCUCUCUCUGAAACCCAGAAACAAAAAUGGACGACUACACGAGGGAGAUGAUGGACCUCAAGACCCUCGUCACUCGCACCCUCGAGAAGAAGGGCGUCCUCGCCAAGAUCCGGGCUGAGCUGAGAGCAAGUGUGUUUGAGGCGAUUGAAGAGGAGGACAAGGUGAUUGAGAAGGACGAAGGCUUGCCUCCUGCGCUAUUGGGUAGCUGCAACGAUCGUGCUAGGCAGCUUCAUGCUUCUCCUUCGGGACGAUUGCUUACGGCAUUGAUAUGCGAGUACUUGGACUGGGCGCAGCUGAACCACACGCUGAAAGUUUAUCUGCCCGAGUGUAAUUUGCAAAAAGAUUCUUGGAAAGCUGAGCUGAAAGACUUAAGUAACAAGAAUGGAUAUGACCUCAACAGAAAUGGGGAUAGUGGUCCUUUGCUUUUGGAUGUGCUUGAAGGAUUUUUGAAGUUUGAGAAUUUGUCUCAAGCAAGGGGUACUGGAAGAAGGCUAACUACUUCAGAAGCAGAGUCGUUAUCUAACCUGGACUCUCGAAACAUGCGAAGACCUUCAUCAUCUGUUGCUGGGGGCCUACCUCCACUGGGAAGGCCUGGUGGUGCUUCCCAGUCAUCUGAUCGAAGAGGUGGAUCCUCCAUGUCUAGCCACAGGAAAGAUGAGUACAAUUGGAGAUAUGACAAUGAAGAGCUUCCAGAAGCCAUGGAAAACCUACAGUUGGAUAAAAAAGCUCGAAACCUAACCACAUCCUGACGGCACGCCGGAGAUGGAAGUAGUGAGGAUGACAGAAGGUCUGACCAGAUGUAGCUGAAUCAAGUGAUGAUGAUGACAGCCUCUGUUUAACUGCACCUGUAUUUUAUUCUGUAUUUUCAUCCUUUGAUGAUAAGUAGUUUUAUGUAAGGAUCAUACUGUACUCUCUGAUUUGAUCUUAGUGCGCGCUUUUCUGAGCGUUCAUCUGUAUUUAUUUAAUUACAUUUUUGUCCCUCUUUGGAGAAAACUUAAUAUCAGUUCCUCCCUUCUUGCUUAUUCUCAA